AGCUUUUGUCUUUCGCGUCCGAAAUACCUGCGCCUGUUUUCUGUAGUUUAAGAUCCGAUGGCGUCAUCAGAACCGUGUGGUCGCACCCCUGUGAAGAAGAAAAGUGGGCGCAGGUACUGCUCUGUCAAAGACUGCCACAGUCGCGAAGGGACGCCAGGCGUGAGGCUGUACAGUUUUCCGUCAAAGCCUUGGGAGAAGUCACGAAGGCAAAAAUGGAUUAUCGCCGUGCGACGAGUCAAUUUUGAGGACUCCUCUAGCUGGCAGCCUAAUCGAGAUUCGAGGGUGUGUUCCAAACAUUUUGUGAAUGGCGAGAAAAGCACAAUUGAAAGCCACCCAGGUUAUGUACCAACAAUAUUCCCGACCGUGUACAAGAAGAGGUCCACUUCAUCUACUGCUCAGCUGGCUAGAUUUAAUAGGUGGAAGCAGCGGUACUCUGGGUCAUCUGCAUCACUGGCUACUCCUGCAUCAGCUGAUUCCCCUGGACCAGCUUCUCCCUACACAGCUGAGACAGGAGCCAUUGGUACCAGCAGCCUUGCCACAGUUGAUCUAGCAACUAGUACAGACCUGUUGUACGAGCGGAGCUCGACAGAGGGCUUAGAUCUACUGUCCACUGUCGCUGCUGAGCUUUGCACUGCAGUAAAAUCCGUGGAAACACAAACUGAAGAAAGAAGCGUGUCAAGCAAGAAUUUCUCGGUGUUCAUGUGCUUCAUUAGUGAGUCAGGGACAUCAACUCAAGUGACGCAUCUUGAGACAUGCGACAACAGUGUGCAACACAAGCCAGAGGUCAGUAGCAGGCAUAGUGGCUCUGACCACAGAACCAGCUACUUCUCCGGCUACGACAGCAUCGCUAAAUCUGCAAAUGCAUUGCAAGACCUGUGCAGUGUCAGCAAAGAAGUGUUUGCAAUGCUUCUGAGCAUGCUUCCACCUUCAGAGCGAAAAUGUGAUGUCACUGCUGAGAAUAGGCUUCUUUUGUUUCUUUUGAAGUUAAAGCUUGGAAUCAGCUACUCAUCACUGGCUAUUCUCUUCUCGGUAAGCGAAACGUCGGCAUCAAGGCAUUUCAAGAGUGUUCUCAAAACGCUCGCUGUGGCAACUAAACAAUGGAUUUUUCGCCCCCCAUCAAGAGUGAUUCAGGCCACAAUGCCAGACAGCUUUAAGGUGCAUUAUCCUAGCUGCACUAUGAUUAUUGACUGCACAGAAAUACGUACAGAGCAGCCACCAACUGUGCAACAAGAACGAGUCUUGUACUCAAAUUACAAAGGUGCAUAUACACUGAAGUUUUUAGUGGCUGUAACACCAGGAGGAAUGAUUUGUUUUUGUUCAAAGGCCUAUGGUGGUAGACUGUCUGAUGCCCACAUUACAGUUGAUUCUGGUUUCCUCGAUCUUGUUCAACCUGGGGAUACAGUUCUUGCCGAUAAGGGAUUUCCAGGCAUCCAGACAGUUUUAGGAAACCAGAAUGCUGUUCUUGUUAUGCCUCCAUUUCUCCAUGCCUCUCAGUUUACGCCAGAGGAGCUCAGGGACACUUACAAUAUCGCUCAAGUGCGGAUACAUGUCGAACGAAUGAUUCAGAGGAUUAAAAUAUAUAAUGUCUUGAACAACAAAGUACCAACUGAGCUUAUUCCAUGCAUGACGGAUGUUUUUCAUGUCUGCUGUGUGCUAGCAAACCUCCAGCUCCCAAUAAUUAAGCGCAAAGAACAACAACAGUCAUUUGUCGUGUCUGCAUCAUGAACAAUCAACUUUGCCUCACUCUGGAUUACACAAAAUGAAAUGAACAGUUGAUGGGGGAGCAUCAGUGCGCUAGCCACCAUUUCGAUAAUAGGACUUGUCUUCGUCUAGGCUGGCCGGGGGUUUCGACAAGUGCUCUUGGCGAAACAUUAGCUAGUGGACUGAGGCCUUCAUAGCUUUCUUAUUUUGCUGUGUUGCCAAGGGUCUCAU
Dermacentor silvarum is the source of this 1932-nucleotide messenger RNA. RefSeq lists its product as uncharacterized. Bases 58 to 1725 code for a protein of 555 amino acids. The record is from RefSeq and is a predicted model, not a curated record. Lineage: Eukaryota; Metazoa; Arthropoda; Arachnida; Ixodida; Ixodidae. The transcript is spliced from 6 exons.